CGGCGCUUCACGCCACACCGACGGGGCUGGGCUCCCUCACCCUCCUCCGAUCCAUCGUCCAGGCCGCUUGCUACCCCCUCUCCACCUACAUGGCCGUCCGCUACAACCGGACCCACGUCAUAGCUCUCGGUGCCUUCCUCUGGGCCGCCGCCACCUUCCUCGUCGCCCUCUCCAACACUUUCCUUCAGAUCUGAGGAAUUGGAGGUUACUGUGAAGCUUAAAAGUGGAAUUUGAUAGGCUUUUCCGGUUUUAUUUUGUGUGUUUUUUCCGGUGUUUUAGCAAGGUCCGAAAUCGAGUUGUGAGUUAUGGGAUUUUUGGUUUGAAACUUUUGAUGAGUUUAUAAUGUUUCAGUUGCUGAUGGAGAUUUUGGAAAAUAUGCAAAGUUAUUAAUGAGUGUGGCUUGGAUUUUGGUGUGAUCUGAUUUGUCAUCUGAUCCGACUAUUUUGAGAAGACGAUCUGAGCAGAUUUUCCAUGAGAUUAGUGGUAGUGGAGGGCUUAGGCCACCGGAUCCAAGUCCGAAGCCUACGACUGACCUCUUGCGGGGUCGCAGUCCCUGCGGUAGCAAUCUCAAGAGCCUUGAAUGGUAUUGGACUAGCCCUGGUGGUACCGGCCAUCCAGUCCCUUAUAGCUGACUCUACUGAUGACAGCACUCGUGGUAUUGCUUUCGGAUGGCUACAACUUACUGGUAAUAUUGGUUCCAUCCUGGGCAACUUCUUCGCUCUCCUGCUGGCAUCGACAUCAAUCAUGGGAAUUGCUGGUUGGAGAAUUGCUUUCCAUCUAGUCGCCAUAAUAAGUGUGGCUGUAGGAAUCUUUGUCCGGCUAUUUGCAGUAGACCCCCAUUUUUCCUCCAAUGCUGUUUCGAGUAAUGACCUUAUUUCACGCAAGUGUGUAUGGGCAGAAGUGAAGGACCUUAUCAAGGAAGCCAAAGCUGUUAUGAGAAUCCCAUCAUUUCAGAUUAUAGUGGCUCAGGGUGUCACUGGAUCAUUCCCAUGGUCAGCCCUGUCAUUUGCACCCAUGUGGCUGGAGAUUAUUGGGUUCUCGCACAAAGUAACUGGAUUACUCAUGACAUUGUUCUCAGUUGCAACUUCGCUUGGAGCACUGUUUGGAGGAAAGAUGGGGGAUUUUCUUGCCAGACACUUUCCAAACUCUGGUAGGAUAGUUCUAUCACAAAUAAGCUCUGGCUCUGCCAUUCCACUCGCAGCCGUGCUGUUGUUGGUCUUACCUGAUGACCCCUCCACGGGACUUGCCCAUGCCAUUGUGUUGUUCAUCAUGGGAUUGAGCAUGUCUUGGAAUGUUUCAGCUACAAACAGUCCUAUAUUUGCAGAGAUUGUCCCUGAGAGAUCAAGAACCAGUAUCUAUGCUCUGGAUAGAUCUUUUGAGUCCAUACUUGCUUCAUUUGCUCCUCCUGUUGUUGGCAUAUUAGCUGAGCACGUCUAUGGGUACAAACCAGUUUCCAAUGGAUCAGGUGAGGGUACGGCUGUCGAGACAGACAAAGAGAAUGCUACCUCCCUAGCCAAAGCACUUUACAUUGCAAUAGCAAUUCCAAUGUCGCUUUGUUGCUCCAUCUACUCCUUUUUAUACUGCACCUAUCCUAGAGACAGGGAGAGGGCGCGAAUGGAAUCUCUGAUAGCAUCCGAGUUGCAGCAUAUGGAGUUGGAAAUUCCUCUGAGAGCAGGAGGUUAUUCUCAGAUCCAACUUUCUGAACCAGAUUUGUAUAAACAAGAACCGUUUGUGCUUGAUAUGGUUUUUGGAGAGGAAAAUAUUGAGACCGAUGAGAACGGUGAGAAGAAAUUACUUUCUGAUGACGUGGUGUUAUCAGAUGCAAGGGGCUAGCAUAUAAAUCAAAGCCAACACUUUGUGUCCCAUGGUGAGAUAUCUAAAUGAUUAAUCCAAUUCCCAUGCUGAUGCUUUCUAAAACAAUCAGUAUGAUUUGUCCAAGUCCUUGCUUCUGAAAACCACAUAUCUGACGUUCAGGAUUCAAGUAAGAAGAUGGGUCGCAUGCAUAAGAUUUCAUUACAAGCAGAUAGAAUUUAUUGUUGUUUGAUAAUCUGAGAGAUUCAUAAUUUUAAUUUAGAGACAGAAACCAUUGAUCAAGAAAAGAUAAAGAAUCAAAACAAAAUUAUGUGAUGAUUGUAUCCUGAUUGUAAGUUUAAUUCCUUAAAAUUCUAAAACCUUCAUGUAAACUGUCCAUGGACAUUUCGGUCAGAUUAACUUGUGAUUGCACUUUCCUAGUUCGUU
Messenger RNA from Elaeis guineensis (African oil palm), 2238 nucleotides. The record is from RefSeq and is a predicted model, not a curated record. NCBI's taxonomy places the organism in Eukaryota, Viridiplantae, Streptophyta, Magnoliopsida, Arecales, Arecaceae.